AUUCCUUUGAAUAUGUUUCAGGACGAUACGAGUGGGAAUCGUUCAAAAAAAUGGAACAGGUUUGAAUCGUGUUCUAUGGUUCCAGCCGCGCUUCCUUUGGAUGAGUGCAACAAACGAGCAAACACGCACCUGAUAUGCGUACAUAAUCGAUUGUCGAGUGGUGAAAUUGUGCGCUCAAUUGUGGAUGACCUGAAGGAGUUAGAGGAAGGUGUAGAGAUGUACGAUGCAGGUACAAGUAGCAAAGUCUUGGUCGUUGCACCACUCAACCUGAUCACGGCAGAUAACCCUGCUCAUGGAGAGCUAUCCUGCACGAAAAGGUUCCAGUCGGCCUCGUAUCCUUGCCGUAAAUGUUUCUUCAGAAAACGUAAAAACGACGAGCGGACAACUGCUAACAACCAUAUUAGCGUUAAGGAACGCUCCAAAUAA
Zychaea mexicana is the source of this 426-nucleotide messenger RNA. RefSeq lists its product as uncharacterized. The record is from RefSeq and is a predicted model, not a curated record. The transcript has a single exon. Lineage: Eukaryota; Fungi; Mucoromycota; Mucoromycetes; Mucorales; Lichtheimiaceae. The annotation marks the transcript as partial.